Messenger RNA from Bolinopsis microptera, 3496 nucleotides. RefSeq lists its product as uncharacterized. The record is from RefSeq and is a predicted model, not a curated record. NCBI's taxonomy places the organism in Eukaryota, Metazoa, Ctenophora, Tentaculata, Lobata, Bolinopsidae. The transcript is spliced from 8 exons. Bases 2017 to 3249 code for a protein of 410 amino acids.
UACUGAUUUAACAAAUUAUCUUUAAUAGUUACAUGAUGUCGACAGGUAGUUACAUCCCUUUACCGGACGUGUUGAAGAGACGCAGAUGUCUACUCAAUAUACAAAACAAUGACAAUCUAUGUUUUUUAUACUGUAUAGCAGCUAGCUAUCGCAUGCCGGAAAGGAACAGAACUCGCCCUACGUACUACAAACAGUUAUUUAACCGGUUUAAUAUGAAUGGAGUUAACAAACCUGUACGAGUUGAAGACAUCCCUCGAUUCGAGAAACAGAACGGUAGCCACAUGUCUUGAUAAUAAUAAUAAAAACUAUAUCAAUAUUUAUGACUUAUACUUAAAACUAAAUUAAUUAUUUUUAAAGCUAAUAUGUUGUUUCAGAUGUGAGUGUUAAUGUUUUCAAAUACGUCGAGAACGAACCUCCAACGUAUAUCCUACCUAUUCACAAGUCGUCAUAUCGACAUAAGAAGAUUGUGAAUCUGCUGUUGUUAACAGAUGGUGAAAACAGUCAUUAUGUGUUAAUCAAAUCCAUGGCAGCACUCCUAAAAGUCAAAACAGCAUAUGGUAAAUCUGGACAUGCCUGCGACCUAUGCUUUCGUGUUUUCUAUUCACUCAUCACCUAUAUGAAACACAUCGAUUUCUGUAGGACAGGAGAACCGACUGUGGAGAUGCCUGAUGAUCCUGUUCUAAAAUUUAAAAACUUUAAAUAUAGAAUGCCAAAUCCGAUAACAAUAUAUGCUGAUUUCGAGGCAUAUAACUGUAAGGUAAACGAGGAAAUAACUGAGAGCACGAAACUUCUUUGUGAGCAAAAACCAUCUGGUUUUGGUUACACUGUUGUAUCGCCGUACACUCAGUUCUGUAAACCAACAGUUAUCUACAGAGGUAUUGACGCUGCAGAUGUUUUUGUACAUAAAAUUCUCAUGGAAUGUUAUGAAGUAGAAUCAGUGUUAAGUGAGGUUAAACCGAUGGAGUUUACAGAGGAAGACAGUGAGAAUUUUUCUAACUCGGAUAACUGCUCGAUCUGUGAGGGUAGACUUAACUGGGAAACACAAAACAUUUGUAGAGAUCACUGCCAUAUCACAGGGAGGUUUAGAGGUGCAGCACACUCUUACUGUAACAUCAAGAUGCAACAACAGAAAAAGGUUGUUGUGUACUUUCACAAUGCAAAAGGUUAUGACAAUCACUUCUUAAUACAGAGUCUCGCAGCAAAUCCUAAAAUAGGGCAGAUAGACGUGCUAGGACAAACAAGUGAAAAAUACACGCGAAUUUCAACCAGACAUUUUGUUGUGCAUGACUCGAUGUCACAUCUUGUAGGAAGUUUGGAUAGCUUAUGCUCUAGUCUUAGACAGCGUGGUGAUUGUGGAUUUCAACUCAUCCGACAAGAGUUCCCGGAGGAUGAAAAGUAUCAGUGUGUUAUACGUAAACUGGUUUACCCGUAUGAUUACAUUGACAGUUUCGAAAAGUUUGCAGAGUCGAUUCCGUGUAAAGAAGCUUUCUACAAUAAGCUUAGCGAGGAGGAACUUUCUGACGACGAGUACGACCGUUUAUUGCGGACUUGUGAAAUCUUCAAAAUCAAAACACUCGGUCAGCUUCAUGAUCUUUACCUACGAGUUGAUGUAUUGAUAUUGGCAUGUGUUUUCGAGGAUUAUCGACGGUUAGGAUUGGAAAUGUUCGGGUUAGAUCCUUGUUACUAUGUGAGCAGCCCUAGCUAUUCCUUUGAUGCUAUGCUCUGUACGACUAAAGUAGAACUCGAGCUGCUUACAGAUAAAGAGAUGUACAAUUUCUUUGAAAAAGGUAAAUGUUACACAAAUUAAAUUACAAGUCCCUUGAAAGUUUAAAAUGAAAACAUAAGUCGUGAGAUAAAAUCAAACCUUUUCUUGUUUUAGGGGUGAGGGGUGGAUGUAGCUCAGUUUAUAAGCGGUUAGCUACAGCCAACAACAAGGAAGCUGAUUUUAACUAUGAUCCUCGCUGUGAAGAGUCUCGUAUCUUUUAUACGGAUUGUAACAAUCUUUACGGAUUUGCAAUGCUAGCAAAACUACCCCACUCACAGUUUCGAUGGCUGUCCUCUGAAGAAUUAGCUGACUUUGAGGUGGAUGAAUUCGAUGCUCUGGGUGAUUACGGUGUCGUUUUAGAGGUUGAUUUGGAAUACCCUGAUCAUUUACACGAUGCCCAUCGUGAUUUUCCUCUAGCUCCUGAGAAUCUUACAAUAACUCGAGAGAUGUUGAGUGAUGAAAUGAAAGAGUUCCUUCGUGUUAACAAUCUACCGUUCUCUAAACAGGAGAGACUCACUCAAACUCUAUUGUCAAAAGAAGGGUAUAUUACCCACAUUAGAAAUCUUAAGCUGUACAAGAGUUUGGGUCUUACAGUGACAGCCAUCAAAAGAGGUAUAAUUUUUUAUCAAACACCUUGGAUGGCUGAGUAUAUACAGAUGAAUACGAUGCGAAGGAUUAACUCCAGAAGCAAGUUCGAAAAAGAUUUCUUUAAGUUACUGAUAAACUCGAUUUUCGGGAAGACGUGUGAAAAUGUACGUAGAUACAGACACUUUAAGGUUGCUACCAACGUCAAGCAGCUUAAACGGUACACAAGUCGUGAAACUUUCAAGACAGUCACGAUAAUAACACCAAAGUUAGUGGUACUUGAAUCAGAAAAAACAUCAGUACUACUCAAUAAACCUAUAUAUGCAGGCAUGACUAUUCUGGAUCUUUCUAAAGAGCAUAUGUAUCACUUCCAUUUCAACGUGAUGCGACCUCUUUUUCCAGAUCGUAUUGAAGUUUUAUUCAGCGAUACUGAUAGUUUAUGCUAUUUCAUCAAAGAAGGUGAUAUAGCCAAUAAAUUGUUAAGUAUUGCUCGACUUUUAGAUUUCUCGAACUACGACUCAAAUCAUCCUCUUUUCUCACUGAGGAAUAAAUGUGUACCCGGAAAGUUCAAGGAUGAAGUCGCAGGUGGUACUGCUAUACAAUUCUGUGGUCAUAGGGCGAAAAGUUAUUCUCUGAUUACAACUACUGAACGGAAGAUGGCUGCUGCAGGUGUGAAAAUAUCGAUGCAACGCUGUUUGAAACAUGUAGAUUUUGUUGAGGUAAUUGCAUCAGCCUCCUUAAAAACUGUUACUCAAAACACAUUGGUAUCAAGAAAACACCGUAUGUUUAUGCAAGAGAGCACAAGAAUAGCUCUUAGUUAUCUCGACAUAAAAAGGAUAGUAUUACCUAACGGGAUUGACACUGUUCCUUAUGGUUAUAACGGGGUUUAUUUCUCUUGAAAAAGUAUUUUGUUAUAUUAUAACAGUUUUACAUUUUUAUUAUUGUUUCCGAAUUUUUGAUACACUUGUUUUAUUAAUUAAAAUAAGUGAUAAUUUUGGAGGAAGUUUUACAAUAUACCAAUCAAGAUUCAAUGAACAAUUUUGAGUUGUAUUCUCGGUUUAAUUUUUGAUUUUGAAUGUUUUUCGAUGUAAAUUUUUGUUGAAUUUAUUUUUAUCUCUGUUGCAAUCCGUUUUAUCUUCUUUUAUG